Nicotiana tabacum (common tobacco) is the source of this 2381-nucleotide messenger RNA. NCBI's taxonomy places the organism in Eukaryota, Viridiplantae, Streptophyta, Magnoliopsida, Solanales, Solanaceae. The record is from RefSeq and is a predicted model, not a curated record.
AUCAAGGCUUGGUGACUUGAUGCUAAAAUCAGCAUUGACAACGGGCGGACUUGAUCAAGUAGGGGCGACUUGACAAGAACAAUCAACUGUGACAGCAGGCAGCGUGCGGCAAACAAGUUCGUGGCGAUGUCAAGGAAAUUUAUAGCACAACACAGCUGGUUAUAAUGGCGUUGGAGCUUGGCACAAUGCAGCUGGAUAUAAUGGCAUUGGGCCGAUCCAAGACUAGACACAAAAUUGGGUAGCAGCUGGCCAAGAAAAUGCGCACAUGUGGUGCACAUGAUGCAGUUGGCGGUUACAACUACCCAUGUCCAGGAGUUGCUGAUUAUAUGGCUAAGUCUUUGCACGUUUUUGGAGCAUGUUCUAUCAUGUUCCACACGUUUUGAUCAUGGGGAUCAUGUCCUAUCAGUUGGGGGAUGUCAACUGAAUAUAGGAAACACUUUUAGGCUGACUACACUAUAUAUAUGUGUGUUAGCAGCCUUAAAAACGGGCUAAGUACCUAGGGAGGGAAAAUGUCUGAAAGAUAGACAUAGGGUUGUCUAUUUUAUGGCUUGAGCAUGGCAAAAUAUGUGCCAUUGCCUUGCCAAACGAGUGGCAGCACGAGCGGCCUUAGGUAGGGGCUUUUAUAGGGCAGAUUCGUGCAAGUGUAGGCCACUUUUGUGAGUUGGUGCCUGCCAAAGGUGGCAGCACCUUGCCUAACUCGAGAAUUUCCUUUGUAAUUGAUUUAUUAUAAAAGGUUGGGAAAGAGUUCCCGUAAAUCUGUGUUGCCUUUGUUUAUUCAUGUUGCCUUAAAUUGAUUCUAAGUGUUAAACCUCGGAAGCGAACGAAAAUCGGGUAAGGCUGAGGUCAAGUGGGGACUUGACUGCCGCACAGCUGGCAGCAUUUUCGGCAGACAGAAAACGCCCCUGUGACAUAUAGCAUCUUUCUCCUAUGCUAUUCUAUUGCAGGGUCCAAAUGGAACGUUGUGGACACUGGGUUCAUUCACGGAGGCUUUCACUAAGGAAUUGAAGUCAUAUCCUUUGGAAUUUUGGUCAAUAUGUAUCAGAGCUUAUGUUUCUUUCAAUUAAUGGUAAGUUAAGGUUCCAAAAGUUGUUCCUGACUGUUGCAUACAGAAGCUGAGAAAGUUGUUGCCUUUAAAAGUAUUGUUGCACAUCAUAGUGGACUUUCAGUUAAUACUGAAGUCACUCAAAAGGAGGCUGACGAGAGCCUGAACGACGUUUUAUGUGCUACGAAGCCAGUCAGAAUCUCAAACAAGAGCUUGGUUGAUUAUAUCUUCAUGCAUGCUUUGGUGGUGUCUCAAAAUUUUGACUUGCCAAUGCAGAUAGACACAGGGUAAAAAUGUACAUAUAGGGCACUUAAUUUUCUUCCUAUCUUCCCUCUAUUUGACUAGGUUUAGAGUCUUUGAGCUUCGUGUUACAUGUAAAAUUUUCGUAUAUGAGAUUAAAAGCCAAAUGACGGACAACAGCAAUUUGGUUUUUUAAGUACCUUCCUAGUUCCUCAAGAGUACAUGGUUUUAUCUUUUUCAUUACAGUUUUGGGGACAAGGAUUUGGAUCUGAGGCCAGCCAAUCCCCUUAAUCUUCGCAAUCUUCUCGAGGAUAAGAGAUUCACUAAGAAUCGAUUAGUGCUUUUACAUGCAUCUUUACCCUUCAUAAAGCAAGCUUCAUAUCUUGCUUCCGUGUACCCUCAAGUAUGUUCUUCUCUAUCUAAAACUAUUAAUAACAUGUAUCUCUGAUGAUAAGACACAACUUUUAAUUGGAGUAUUUGGUGUAACCUGCCACAUUGGAGAGUUCUCCACAUACAUAUGAUGAGGAUUGUAUGUUUGUUUGUCUCCCUAACAGCGUAAACUUCUGAUAUAUUACAGGUCUAUCUUGAUUUUGGGUUGGCGAUACCUAAACUUAGCUUCCAAGGGAUGGUAUCCUCAAUGAAAGAAAUUCUAGAGCUCGCUCCAAUGAAUAAGGUCAUGGUCAACACGGGUGGCAUCGCAUUUGCUGAAAGAUUUUAUUUAGGUGCGAAGAAAGCACGUGAAAUGGUGUUCAAAGUUCUAUGGGAUGCGUGCAUCGAUGGUAAUCUUUCAAUUACAGAAGCUCUUGUAGCUGUCAAUGAUAUUUUUGCCCAAAAUGCAAAGCAAUUCUACAAGCUUGAUGCUUCUUCAAGAUAUUCCGAUGCAGAAUCUCAGUCUUUAUCAUCUCCUUUCCAAAAGGAAGAGUUAAAUGGCCCAUUGACAGAUGUUAAACUUGUUCGCCUUAUGUGGUUAGAUUUCUCUGCGCAACAUAGAUGUCGUGUUGUUCAGCAACAUCGCUUCUACAGUUAUGUGAAAAACAUGGUCUUGGCUUAACUGUUGAAUGUAUGGCAUUGAGUUCAACAUCUGAUAAUCUCUCUGAGG